GCGCUGAACACAUAAUGUGGCUGUAGAAGCAGGCGACGCAGCACUCGCACAUUUUCUCGAUGAGUCCAUCGAUCAAAAAAGUGGCGGCGGCGUCUCCCGCGCGCCAGGACCAGCUGCGUCACGGUGAAACCGGACCGACCAUUCUCACCCCCAAACUACAGUCGCCACAUAGCCAGUACCAGCCAUCCUCAUCCAAAGCGGCGGCGGCGUCCAGUGUAGAGAAUGGCGUGCGCGGUUCGUUCGCGUCAACCAACUCGGUUGUGCUACUACAACACGCGCGCACCGAAACGCCUAGUCUUCCCCUGGAACACGACGCCGCAGCCACUGCCAACUCGUCGCAUCAUUGCUUCGUGCAUGCUGCAUGGACGUUGGUGUCGUCUGUCGCGAUCGGCGCCAUCUUCAUCAGCGUUGUCGUGCUCGUCGGAAGCGAGGGCGUCCACUUCCUUGCGUCGUUCCUCGUGUCCAUCUUGAACUACGAAAUGUCCUGGUACAGCUACGCGAUCAUCCAGACGUUGCUUCGGCCGUUCCAGCUUUACUACGAGAUGGACGUGCUAGCGCCGUACCGCGAUACCAAGAAGGCCGUGACCGUCGCCGACGCAUGGAGCGUGCGCACCGGCAUCCCAUCCGUCAUCAUGUCCGUUAUCGUGUCCGCUCUGAUCAUGCUGCUCGCGUCCGGCAGCAUCGCGAUACUUCAGCUCUACGGGAACUUAGGCCUCAGCACUUCAACGUUCUACCUCGUCAUCGCGUACGUUGCGUCCACGUCGUUCGUCGCCGUCGCGUGCGCCAUGCAGACGCCGACUCCCAUGGAUGGCGCGAUCCUCCUCCUUCAGCAAGCGUCGUUCAGCAUCAACGCGUUCAACACGUACUUCGACUUCCGCGAGGUGGUCGAUAACGAGUUGCGUCAGAUCAUGCUCAUCGACGGCGGCUUCUCCAUCGCAGUCGCGUUUGUCCCGAUAGUGAUUCUGCGCAUCAUCCGGUCCUCCGAAGUCGCGCGCACGGGGCUCACGCUCUUGCUGGACCUGUUUUGCCUCCAGUACAUCCCGUCGCUGGUCCUGAAGUUGGAGUCGGUUGUGGACAUGCUGCUGCUACUGGAUCUUGAUAUGGAUCCGGAGCUGAUCAUUCCACUCCAGGGAGUGUACGCCAUCGUCAGCUGCUUCCUCGUGAUGUGGUCGACGGACCUGGUGACGGCGAUGCUCCCUGCGCCGCGGCCGUCGUGUUCCGUCAAGCAGUGGAUGGUGGUGGUGGCGGGCAUCGGCGCGUCGAUCCUGUCCAACGUGGUUUUGAAAGUCGCGGUGGCCCCGGCCCACAUGCCGCUUCUGAAGUGGUACCACAUCGUGCUCAUGGUGCUGGGCAGUUGCUUGUGCCAUGUCGGAGCCACAUUUGCCACGUUGUUGCGGUCCAUGGCCAAGGACACGUCGUUGCGCAGCAAGUGGCUCGUGCGUCUGCACUACUUUUUGCUCCUUGGGUUCUUCCUCGCUAUGUACAAGCGCGUCGAGUGGUCGGCGACGUACUCGACGACGAUCGAGCGCGACAUCCGCCAGUUCGAGCGCAAGUGGCAGCGCCUGGACAACGCGUCCUUUGCCGCGCACGAGGACGACGAAACGCAGUUCAGUUUCUUAGCAACGGUCAUGCAGUUGUUUGAGAACGUGCACAUGUCGUACACGCCCGUGCAGUUGAACGAGUUGUUUGUGCGCUCAACACAUGGAUUCCUGCUGGAGAUCGGCACAUGCAUCGUGGCGUCCGUGGAGGGCAACGUCACGGGCAAGCACUGCUUUAGUGGAUUUGGUUAACCAGAAUGCUGGUAGUUAAUAGAUGAUGUACAUAACGUUACGAUGGAAUAGAACACUGCAAUCCUCCUGGUGUUAAACAUGUGCGACACCGUGGAUGGAUUGAUAUGAAGCCACACCGAAGUUGAUGUAAAAGUCCAAAUUAAAAGCACUUUUUCCGAGACGCUAAUUCAUCCAAUUUAAGGUGCACCAUUUUAAGCUUAGUCUUUAUAUACCCAAUUGCAUAUUUUUUGGGCGGUUAACCUUUGUAGGAAUUGAUUGGCU
This is a messenger RNA of Aphanomyces astaci, 2051 nucleotides long. RefSeq lists its product as hypothetical. The transcript has a single exon. Lineage: Eukaryota; Oomycota; Saprolegniomycetes; Saprolegniales; Verrucalvaceae. The record is from RefSeq and is a predicted model, not a curated record. Bases 60 to 1790 code for a protein of 576 amino acids.